Toxoplasma gondii ME49 is the source of this 8266-nucleotide messenger RNA. RefSeq names its product phosphoinositide phospholipase PIPLC (gene PIPLC). Gene Ontology annotation, molecular function: phospholipid binding; protein binding; phosphatidylinositol-4,5-bisphosphate phospholipase C activity. The record is from RefSeq and is a predicted model, not a curated record. Gene Ontology annotation, biological process: lipid metabolic process; maintenance of protein location in cell cortex; phosphatidylinositol-mediated signaling. NCBI's taxonomy places the organism in Eukaryota, Apicomplexa, Conoidasida, Eucoccidiorida, Sarcocystidae. The transcript has 22 exons. Gene Ontology annotation, cellular component: cell cortex. Bases 1492 to 4785 code for a protein of 1097 amino acids.
CGGUGUUGAGACGCCCACAGAUAAACGACGGAUUCGAGUUUUUUAUUCUAUUUCAUGUGAUUUCUCUGUGUUUCUUCAGGAAGAAAGACCAGAGGAAAAGCGGGAGAUUGCGGUGCAACAGUUCGCGCGCUGUUGCGUUUGUGUGUAGAGGCUGUGUUCGCCUUUUCGCUUUCGGGGAACAGCUGCUUGCUAUUUGUCUUUUCUUCGUUCCAUGGACAUGCCCCGAGAACGAAAGGGCAAGAGAAGGCGUCGCCUGGCACCCUCUUCUGGAAAGGAGACCGGCGAGGAUUCUUGCCUCUGCGUUGAACCGACUCUUCUCCCAGUUGCCCAUCAAAUACGAAGCGGCCGCCGAAAAGGAAGGAAACAAAGACAAGGCGUUUCGCCGCAGGUCUCUCCCUUUUUGCUUCCUCGCUCUUCUCGCCCAGGACGAGGAGGAGACGCCUGGCGGAUUCGCUUCCCUGCUCGUGGUAAACUUUGCCGCUUCAGCGCGCCUGGCAUUUGGUGCCGCUCGCUUGUUUUUCUGCAAGUCGAGUAAAAACCCGGGGCGAGAGCAGUCGAAAGGCAUGUCAACGAGUCCACGGAGAUCUUUCUCCACGCAGACUACGGAUAUUCGCUUGCGUGUGUAUAAGCCGAAUACGCACAGUAUAUAUGCAAUACUCCAUGUAUCCAACAUGCGUAGAUCGGCAGGUGCAGGUCUCGGAUAUCGUUCUCUGUGGGCCUCGACGCGCUGCUUUUGAAAGGAAUUCGCUGCAGAGGCCUGGUGACCGACCGCGCCUUGGAAGAGAAUCUGUCAGGCGUUUCUGCAGCCAGAGAGGCUGAGGAAGAAGGGGGAAGUCAGAAGGAGAGAUGAGACUCAGAGAAACGAACGAACUCGCGGAGAAACAACGGAGAUUAAACAGGGAAGAGAGCGAAAACGGAGCGCUGGCAGGAAAGAAGGAAGCGAGGAGAGAAGUGAGGUUCGAAGCGUCGGAGAUCAACGUCUCAGGUGUAUCUCCUUUGCAGUCAUCUUCAGCUGCUCUUCUCUUCAGCUGGAGAUGGACUUCGUUCGUUGUCUUCAUCAUGGCUGAGAGGAGGCGACGAGUUGUAUUUUCGUCGUGCUCCGUUGUUUCCUCUCUCGUCGUACCAGGUUGGAGUUCCUCCUCAUAAUCAACGGGGGAACAGCGGGAGCUUCCCUCACUGUGUUGCUCUUCUUCCCUGUUCUCUUCUUGUUCUCCUCUCGUUCCUGGCCUUCGCUGCUGUGUCACUUUCACAUUUCGCUUUUCUGCUGUCUGGUCUCGUUCGUCUUUCUCUCUCCUCCUCUUGUCUCUCCUCUUUGUCGGGCGUCGUUUCUCCUCUGCCCUCCCCCCGCUUCAUCCUCUUCUUUCUCCUCUUCUUUCUCCUCUUCUUUCUCCUCUUCCCCCUCGACUCCGUCUUCUCCUCUUGUUCUUCUUCCUCGUUGCGUUUUCCGGCUCUUCUCCUUUACGACUCUUCCUCAGUAUAUUCCAGUCCGAUAUGGAGAGACAGACGUCUUCGUCUUCGUCGUCCUCACGCCUGGCCUUCCUCUCUGGGUCGCGGCGCUUCUCCAAGAAGCGCGAGGAAUCUCCCGUCUGUGGGGAAGCGACGACGGAGACACCUCAGAACGGCGAGGGGACGCCUGUCUCUCGACCUCCUACGGCUUCCACUGGAGGCUCCUCGGAGGCUGUGACCCCCCAGGCGCAAAACAACGCAGUCCGUCCUGCCGCUGCUCUCCCGUCUGCGAGAAAGUCUCUUCUCUCUGGCGAGGAAGGCGAACGCGCUGCCUCGCUCUUCGCUCUCCCCUCUCAAGGCAGACAAGGAAGCGGCGCCGUCGUCAGUCAACGCAUCAAAGAUCUCCUCGCGGACGUCGACACCCGCGAGGCUCUUCAAACACUCGCAGAAGGGUCGUUUUUGCUGAAAUGGUGCAAGACGAAUUUCAAGAAACCACACGAGAGGUUUUUUUACGUCGACGCGAACGCGAUGGCCUUGAAAUGGAGAUCGCCGAAGAAGCCGGAAUCCGUCACGACCAUCCCCGUCGGAGACGUCCAGAGAAUCAUCCCGGGCGAAGACACAGACUUUGGACGAAACAAAGCGGACAAGUCGCACAGCAUCGAAAUCGUCGCGACUGGACGCGUCCUCCACGUUGCCUGUCGCGACGAGAAGGAGUGGAGGCUGUGGAUGAAAGGCCUUCUGCUCUACCACGACAUGGCGCUCGGCCAGCUCGCUAGUGAAGGCGCCUCGGACUUUGUUUCUGCGCAAUGGCAUGCAGUCGAGAAAGACGCAGACGGGAAAAUCGACCAGAGACAUCUGCAUGGCCUGCUGCGGAAGCUCAACAUCCAGGCAGAUGGCCGCUACGUCGAGGAGUUGUUCCAGACACACGACACAGAAAAUUCGGGGCGCCUCGGAUUUACAGAGUUUCGCGAGAUGCUCAACGAACUCCUCGUCCGCCCCGACGUUGACUACUACUUCACCGUAUACAAACUUCCUCACGAAGACUUCAUAGACGAGCAAGGCUACAGACGCUUUCUGCGAGAGGUGCAGAAAGUCACUUCCGAGGCUGAGGUAGAGGAGGAGCUGGCGAGUUUCUGCAGUGUCGACGAAGCCUUUCGAAAGCCUGGUCCGACGGUCAUGGUGUCUUCCCUCGGCUUCGACAACCUUCUCUGCGGGGAAGCGAAUUCCCUCAUGACGCCGCACAGAAUGAAAGUCCACCAAGACAUGAGUCUCCCUCUGUGUAAUUACUGGGUCAAGUCCUCUCACAACACUUACCUCUGUGGCGACCAGGUCGUCGGAAAGUCCGCAGUCGGACAGUACAUCGACGCGCUCCUGCGAGGAUGUCGCUGCGUCGAGCUGGACUGCUGGGAUGGCAGCGACGGCGAACCUUCCCUCUUCCACGGCGUCGGCGGCUACCAACUCACCAGUCGAAUCAAAUUCAAAGACGUCAUUCAAGCUUGCAAAGACUACGGCUUCCAGAGGUCGAAGUUUCCAAUUAUUUUAUCUCUGGAGAUGCACUGCAGCACAAAGCAGCGCAUUCGCAUAGCUGAAAUUCUCGAGGAAAUCUUGCAGGACCAAAUCUACAGAUGCCAUCCGACGAGUCCUCAGCCGUCGCCUGAACAGCUGCUGUGCAAAUUCAUCCUCAAGGGGAAGGUUCCGAACGAACGUGGAGAGAUGGUGGAAGAAGGAGACGAAGAAGAUCUCCAACUGGAAGAGUUGGAGCUGCGGAUGGCGAAGUCUUUGGAGAUGCUGGGGGAUGGCCAGCAGUUGAACGCGGACAUUUCUUCUUCGUUCGUUCAUGCGCUGGAAGGUCAGGGGACCUUGUUGUCGCUGCCAGAUACGCCGCCGGGUCUGAGCAUUUCUCAGCUUUCCUCGUCUUCGCUCGCGACGGCUGAGGCGCCCGAGGCCGAGCCGCGAGGCCGGGAGGGAGAAGAAGUCUCGCCGCUGGCUUCCCUGUCGCGGGAGGAGGAGCGCGGGACCUCCGAUCCGAAGGCAAAUCGCCUGAGCUCCUCGCCGACGAGCAAAAGCAAGAAGAACCGGAAUCUGUUCCUGAAGAAGAGCAGCAGCUUCACCUGCGCAAUCUCCGCUCGAAGUCGCUUGCCGAGCGCGCAGAGCCAAGAGGCGCCGCAACCGAUUUCCGAGGAGACACCGAGGAAGAGGCGCGAAGACUCGCGCGCAGCGUCUGUCGAGUGGAGGCGAGCGCGCACCGUCGACCGCCUCCACGAGGAGACGCGCGAGAACGAGAGACGCGGACCCUACCUUCCCGAAGCAGAGACGGAACAUGCCGGCGGAAAAACGAAGAGAGGCAAAAGCGCUGCCGCCACCCCCGGCGCCGCCUCUGCAGACAGCAAAAGCGAAAGACUCAAAACGUACUACCGAAACAUUGCGAUGCCAGGAAAGAAGUUGAGAAGCUUCGAGCAAGCGAGAAAUCCCAUGGACAUCUGCAGCAUGCCUGAGUCCCGCCUCCUGAAGCUGGUGAAGCAAUCGCCUGUCGAGUUCGCCAGCUUCAACCAAAGAUUCCUCACGCGCGUUUACCCCGCUGGCACACGGCUCCAGAGCAGCAAUUUCAGUCCGGUCGUUCCCUGGCUCUUCGGCGCGCAGGUAGUGGCGCUGAAUCUUCAGUCUCUCGGCAGUGCGACGAUUCUCAACGAAGGCCGAUUUCUCGACAACGGAGGCCCUGCCGGGGGCUAUGUGCUGAAGCCUGAGAUGAUGCGAAAUCCCGCGCGUCCAUUCGUCCCCGCUUUCGCCGAGCUCUCGGCUUGUCGCGAAACACCCGUCCACUUCACCAUCAAGAUUCUGUCGGCUCACCAGCUUCCGCGCCCCGUGACGGAUCCUUGGAAAGGCCCAUCGACGAUUAAUAAAAUCAAAACGCGGAAAAGUACUGAUCUCUCCUGUCCCUUCGUCUCCGUCUCCAUUCAUGGCGUAAAAGAGGACACAAAGGCCUUUCGCACGCCCACUGUAAUGAACAACGGAUUUAAUCCGAGAUGGUCCUCGCCAGAGUCGACAUUCGAGUUCAUCGUACACGCCCCCUCCGUCGCUCUCCUCAUGUUCAAAGUGCAGACUGCGGACUCUGUUCGCAGCGAAUUUCUUGCUGCUGCAUGCUUUCCUUUCGACGCAAUUCGCCCAGGGAUCCGUUGGGUGCCUCUGUUUGACAGGAAAUUCUGUCGACUUCGGUGGACAGGCCUCCUUGUCUAUUCUCGUAUCGUCCCGCUCGAACGGGAUGAUGCGACCAACACCUGGAACCCUGCAGUCUCUUUCCAGGAUGAGAACACACCCCCUCCACCGGGAGCCUUGGUGUGAAGUCACCAUUCCCCUCAGGGCACAUUUCAACAGGCCCUGUACGCCCGCUGAUACACACACAUGUCUACAUAUAUAUAUAUAUAUAUAUAUAUAUAUAUAUAUAUAUAUAUAUAUAUAUGUAGACAAAUACAGAUACACACAUGUGUUUAUAUGAGAAUAUCUGCCGAGAGGAAAGAAGGAGGUCGAGUCGGUCUUCUUGUAGAGGAAGAAGUGAUUUGUCAGAGACGAGAGAAGUCCUUUCGGAAUGUGGGCGCUGUCAAGCCAACGCUCGUCCAGGCACAGACGUAAAGCAUGCCUAAAUUCGAAUGGCAUGAAGACAUGUGCCGCAGACGUACACGUGGAGUCCCGUAGACAAGAAAGCCCACAGGCAUUUCCAAUUGCCUUGGCUUGUGAAUACAAAUGAGAAAACGGGUAUUGGUAGGCAGUCGCGGUGUGCAGAAAUAUGGCUGCGGUUGUUCGUGAAACACGAAGGGUCUGAAACGGAUUGUGUAUGGAUACAUCCGAUAGGUAUUGUCUGGUAGAAGUCUCCUUCGACGUCUUCGAUUGUAUCUUGCAUGCGGGGAUGGUCUGAUACGUCGAGCUCCGGCUGUGCUAGAGUCGGUCGCCGUGCAUCAACGGCACAAGACGGUGGAGGAUGAGAUAGGAGACAGAGCGAUAGGGACGAGGCAGCGUGUAAGCGUAAAGUCAGCAGGAGAGAAAGGCGCGCGCGCACAGCGCCAAGUGUGCGGUAGGAAUGAAGCAGGCGAAUACAACAGGCAACGAAAGAUCUCAAAAUGCCAGAGGGCGCGCCGUGGCAACACGACACCGAGCCGGCAACGCGAAGCCCGCAAGCCGGCAACAACUACGGUGGCAAAACAAGAAACAAGAACUCGAGGAAAAAGAGUCCGUUGACUGCGGCGCUGGAAAGAUGCAGGGGUGAAUUUUUUGUAUUGCAUAAUGUCUUGAGUGACACCGCUUCAGAGACGCCGUUGUUUCUACGUUUCAGCAGGCGAGACUCUGUCGGUGGCGUGCAGCGGCCCGCGGGUAAAUCAGUUGCACGCCUUGCGUGGAACUCUACUUUUUUUCGAUCGGUUCCUCGCUCGUCCUUGUUGAGCGAAACCGAGCACAGCACUGGCAUGCUGUAGAGAAGUCCGCGCCAGAAAGUAGUAUCCAAGAACUAAACGACAUGAAGAAAGACGGAUACCUGGACAGCGAGCUACGUCGACGCGUCGCGGAAAAUGAACUCAAAGGUGCACUUACACCUCAAGGGAAGUUCCCAGGUGUAUUUACACCUCACUGAGUGUGUAGGCACAUGCGUCGAAAAAUUUGUGUCAUGCUCAUUUUCCUUGAAUCGCCGUUCCACCUUCCGCUUCCUCUUCUCUGUAAUGGCGUUUCGCCGGCGUAGGCUCAUCCUGUGUUUUUGUCAUACACUCGCCGUAGCCCCCGUUCAAACUUGUUUCCCUGCUCGUUAACACUCGCACGACUGCAAGAGCAGGGAGGGGCCGCAUCAGUUGUGGAACAGGUUUCCGGUCAACAAUUGUGUGUGGGACGUAGCGCGUUUGUUGCACAGGUGUGGUUCUCGCGAGAGGUAGAGAGCGUUCGACGUAAAAAGGUUUGACUCGUGCAGUCAACGUUCUUUCGGAUUCUGUCCUGUAGUAUCUACAUGCGUGCGUGUGUGUGGCAGUGGUACAUGUGAAUAUCUGUAUUUGUUCACACGUGUGCGGUGGACUCUCUGUUGCUCUUUCCUGGACGAGUAACACUGUGUGGAAACCAUUCUCUUCUAUCUGCCGGAAGCACAGAAGUGGUUCAAUGGAUGGCGGCGGAACUUUCGUUUGCGCAUGCGCCCCCCUUUCGUGCUGCAGCAUUUGGACGAAGGAGCUUUUAUUGGAAAGCAUUAACAAGGUUUUGUGUCCUGGCUCUCUUUCUGACAUUAGAGAAAGCGACACGUCUUUUUUUAGCGAGGUGGGCACCGUCCGAUUGAUUAUCGCGUGCUCCGAUUCAGGGCGCUGUGGUUUGACUUCCAUAAUCAGUUUCAGGCGAACUGGCACAGAGAAACAACCCUCCUACCUCUGAACAGACGGGUACAGAUGUGAGUCGCGUCAUUCUACGGACUCUGUUCUGUCUUAGUCUCGUCCUUUGUUUAUGAAAGACAAGAGAGCAUCAUAGUAGGCUGGGCCAGAGUGGCGAGACCGUGUUGUUUCUUCACACCCGAAGAAUCACGCUGUCCUUCAGCGAAGGCUUUGAAGACGAUUGCCGUUUUUAAACGCAAACCCAUGACUGAAUCGGUUUAUUUCGCAUAAAUCCCACGACACAACGAAUGUGACACCGACAGACACGUUCUCUCACAGGUCAGGACGUGCACACUAGACUCAGUACAACGCCUGAAGGCAACAGUGAAAACGUAAAAAGAACGGUCAACACACGACCGACACACUCCGUUGCAUCAGACACAAACGGAAGAAGCACCAGGACGUGCAUCCCCUUCGUCUGCGGCACCCAGCGCAGCGUUCCGGCUGCCGAACCCGCGGCGGAGCUCGCGCAGCACCAUCCACCUGCAAGCAAAGAACAGCAGGAUUGAAAAGAGUGAACGUUGCUGUGGAGGUGUGUUACGGCUUCGGUAAAUGUCGACCUGGCUGGCGGUUCAAAUUGUGGUCGUGUGAGACUGACGACAGCACGCGAUUUCUGGGUGUCCCUGUGCUCACCUCUGUUGGUGGAUGCAGGUCCUCCCACCAAUUCGGUUGUGCUACCGACAGUGGGGGAUCCUGAAGAAAUAUGGCGACAUAGCAAAGGAGGACAGCUGCAGGUCGUUUUCUGUCGAUGUUUCAGCAGUGGUCCUGAUAGACGCAAAACUGCCGCUCAGCCUGGAAUAGUGGCACAACCGCUAUACAGUUGCUCGCAAGCCUGCCUGGCAGCAUCCCAGGAAGUCGAACAACCAGAACGGGUUCAUGUUUCCCGAAUCGAAUGGCAUAGCGCAGCGAGUUCAGAAAGAGCUUGAAAGGUUUCCGUCUUCCGUCGAAGAAACGGAUUGGUGAAGGAAUAAUUGUUGUGUGAACGACGACUACUCUUUCUGGACCUCAGCACGGAAUCUGUUGGACUUUUUGCGCUCGAAGGCUAGCCGUGGCACUUCAGUGGGUCCAGCAGCGUACGAACACGGACACGCUAUGUACCCAGACAUCGUUUGAACGAUCAUACACGUUUUCUGUCUGAUGCAGUCUCCCUCUGCCUUCAUGUAUCCAUGUUGAGUGACCGACCAUUGGUCGUCUCAUUGAAGGGAAAUAUCGUUGCCUAUAGAACGUAAUGCAGCAAGCCUUCUGCUCAAUCGACGUCCUGGUUUGUGGACGGAUUCAUGCUUGGCACCGGCAGCUUCAAGAUGGGUUGUACCGUCCAGUGGUUCAUUACAACAGACCGUGGAACUGUGGUUCAAUAUGGUUGAGCAACGAUUGGUUUGUUCGAUAUAUUUGUGCGACAAACAAGUAUACGAAGGUCGAUAGACAACUGCUGC